AUGGGCCGUACAACUUCUGGCGGAAUACACGGGUUCGUAGACGACCUGGAGCUCAAGAGCAGCAUCCUUGAUAAAGUCGGAGACUUUAUCACGGUAAACACGAAACGGCAUGAUGAGCGCGAGGACCUGAAUGAACAAAACGACGAGCUGGACAACCAAGAGAACCGCGACGGGGACGCAAAUGAGAACGAACAAGAUGAGCUCGCAUUAGACGAUCUGGACCGCGCUUUUGAGCUGGUCGAAGGCAUGGACAUGGACUGGAUGAUGUCCUCGCAUGCACACCACUCUUCGGCCACCACCGCUACGAUCAAGCCGCGGCUCUUAUACUCGCCGCUAAUUCACACGCAGAACGCCGUUCCCGUAACCAUUUCGCCCAACUUGGUGGCCACCACCACCUCCACCACCACGGGCACCAAUACAUCUACUUCAACCUCCGCCAACAAAAUCACCAAAAACAAGAGCAAUAGCAGUCCGUACUUGAACAAGCGCAGAGGCAAGGCCGGGCCGGAUUCGGCCACUUCGCUGUUCGAACUGCCCGACAGCGUUAUCCCAACUCCGAAUCCGAAACCAAAGCAGUAUCCGAAGGUGAUUCUGCCGUCAAACAGCACCAGGCGCAUAUCAUCUGCAACGACAAAAACGACCAGCAGCAGCAGCGAAGGCGUGGUCGUCGCAAGCGAGUCGCCCGUGAUCGCGCCGCACGGUUCCUCGGGGAUGCGGCCGCUCAGCAGACGACGGUCGUCGGGCCUGCUCGUGGAUGACGACAAGCGCGAAUCGCACAAGCACGCGGAGCAGGCGCGGCGCAACCGGCUGGCGGUCGCGCUGCACGAACUGGCGUUUCUCAUCCCCGCAGAGUGGAAGCAGCAAAACGUGUCGGCGGCUCCGUCCAAAGCGACCACCGUCGAGGCCGCGUGCCGGUACAUCCGUCAUCUGCAACGGCACGGAAGCACGUGA
This is a messenger RNA of Saccharomyces kudriavzevii IFO 1802, 951 nucleotides long. It is a transcript of the gene PHO4, whose product is annotated as phosphate-sensing transcription factor PHO4. The transcript has a single exon. Gene Ontology annotation, molecular function: protein dimerization activity. Bases 1 to 951 code for a protein of 316 amino acids. Lineage: Eukaryota; Fungi; Ascomycota; Saccharomycetes; Saccharomycetales; Saccharomycetaceae. The record is from RefSeq and is a predicted model, not a curated record.